Manis pentadactyla (Chinese pangolin) is the source of this 1958-nucleotide messenger RNA. RefSeq names its product spindlin-2. Lineage: Eukaryota; Metazoa; Chordata; Mammalia; Pholidota; Manidae. Gene Ontology annotation, biological process: regulation of DNA-templated transcription; gamete generation. Bases 1011 to 1520 code for a protein of 169 amino acids. The record is from RefSeq and is a predicted model, not a curated record. The transcript has 2 exons. Gene Ontology annotation, cellular component: nucleoplasm; cytosol.
GCGGGGGGCGCUGAGGGGCGGCAGGAAGGGGAGGCCUUUCUCUAGGCAGGAAGCUGCGCUACGGAAAGAAGGAGGAGACUGCAGCAGCAGCAGCAGCAGCUGGUGGGAGCCCGAUGUGGCAGAGUACCUACCGCCGCUGCCGCCAACACGGAGGUGGAGGUGGGGACACGGCCGCCAUCCUCUUCUCCUGCCUGCCGCCCUACUAGACAAGCUCUUCGCCUGAGGAUUCUCCCCUCCCAGAUCUUGCAAGCAUCAGGCUCGUCGCCUGCUGAUCCUCUUUCCCUACAGGUUCACAACGGAGGCAGCAGCUAGGUGUCCGAUUUGGGCACGUGAGGCCCGCGAUCCCAGGUCGUGGGGAGGUGGGCGCUGGACUAGAGAACUGGAGGAUGGGGGUCGGUGGGUGUCAUGUUGGAAAAUUGGGGUCGGUACUGAUCUUGGCGAUGAGGGUGACUGAGAAGGGUGAUUUAGAGACCGGGGGUGUGAGGCGGGAGGAUCCAUAGUACCUGGAUGCUAUACAAAAGUGGCCAGACAAAAAAAGUAGGUUUAUUGUGGGCGCCCCAGGGGAAAAUGGAGAUGGCCAGGAACAGACAGAAAGGAGAAGUGAACACCAGUCAGAAGGCAUGGAGAUGGGAGACAAGAGGGAUGAAGAGCAGAUGCCGAUGGGCCUCAGGAGACAAGGGCACUACAUUAACAGAAAUGGCAAGAUGAGGUGGAGGCUAAGAAAUGGUGAAUAUUUGUGUUUUGUGCGGGGACACUGGGAUGGCAAUAGAGGAUCAGGCAUUAGGCAGAAAGGCCUCUUCUUGCUAGAGCCUCAAUCACCAUAACUACACCCUCUCUAACCUUCCUGCGCAGCCAGAGGAACCUGGAGGGAAGGCAGUGCAUGCAAUCAUCGAAUGGUGUCUUGAUACCCAGCAUUCCUGCUAGACACCCUGAAUAACUUGGGUGGCAAUGUACCAUGCCCAGGGACUUUGCAAUACAGAUAAAAAAAAAUUCACACUGUAUUAUGCUAAAUGUUACUCCCUAGCCUUUCUCCUCCCCCUGCAGGUAUGAAGACCCCUCACAAAAAGGCAGCUGCAGGGCAGCAAACUGGGGAAGCUGUAGAUCAUCACAUCAGAUCUGCAAACAUAAGGAAGAAAAAGACUUGUCAAAAGAAGCAGAGAGGAAGACCUUCAUUCCAGUCCUGCAUGAAUAUUGUGGGCUGCAGAAUUUCACAUGGAUGGAGGGAAGGCAAUGAGGCCAUCACCCAGUGGAAAGGAACCGUUCUGGAUCAGCUUCUAGAUGAUUAUAAAGAAGGAGACCUCCGUAUCAUGCCAGAGUCCAAAGAGUCUCUUCCAGCAGAGAGGGAGCCAGAAGGAGUUACCGAUGGCCUGAUAGGUAAACAUGUGGAAUAUACCAAAGAAGAUGGCUCCAAAAGGACAGGCAAGGUCAUUCACCAAGUCAAAGCCAAACCCUCUGUUUAUUUCAUCAAGUUUGAUGAUGAUUUCCAUAUCUAUGUGUAUGAUUUGGUGAAAAAGUCCUAACUGUUAGGUGAAAAUUUGCCACAUUUGUGGAGGCAUAUUAUGAUUUGUAAGCACAGAAAAAAAAUGUUAUUCUUCAGUGUAUUGAAAGCUUAAAGGUCCAUAUAAACAUUUUUGCAAGCAUAACUGUUAUUUUCUUCUGAAAAAUACAAAUGUAUGUGAACAUGACAUACUAUGUGUAAGGAAUUUGUCUUGUUCAAAAGAUUGGGUGUGUUUGGUGGAUGGGGCAUGAAAGGAAGGAACAGCUGUAAAUUCAGGCUGUGAAUAAAGUUCAGCUAGUGUCUUAAUCAGUCAUCUAAAAAUGGAAUAGGACUUAGCUGGUCUGGUCUAGGGAAGGGGGAGAAGGAACUAGACAUGGGCUGUGGGGGAAGAUAAAAGGGGAAAUGACUGCUUAGAAAGAGGUGGGGAGGUGCCAGAAGUGGAGAGCCUCCUUGAGGGGAG